AUGUUCACUUUCCCAGGCAGCGCGAACCCAGUCCGGUCGGGAGACCGCGCCCGAGAGGUCUGCGUCGUAGGAGCUGGUGUAAGCGGACUUCGAGCGGCCGAGCUACUUGCCGCCGCAGGAUUGAGUGUGACAGUUCUCGAGGCUCGAGACCGCAUUGGAGGUCGAGUACAUCAGAGUUCUCAACUUGGUCUGCCAAUUGAUCUUGGCGCCAGUUGGAUCCAUGGGACCCAGAAUAACCCCUUCGUGGCUCUUGCCGAGGAGGCAGAGGCCACGACCGUAAGUUGUGCUGCCGUGUCCUCGGUCUGUGGCGCGGAUGGGGACUGGCUCAGCCAUAACACAGCAACGGCCUACUACGAGGAAGUAUGGGAGAUCCUAGAGAUGGCCAUGGCACAUAGUAGGCAGAAUUCCACCUCAAUUUCGGAUUCAUCUAGUAUGAUGGGGUUCUUCCGUAAGGAAGUCAGGACCAGAAGCCCGAGGGCCGAGGAUCCAGUGACCUAUGAGGCAUUGAUGUUGCAAAUAGUUGAGAUGUGGGGGGCUUUCAUGGGCGACGAAUGCGAAAACCAGAGCCUCAAAAAUAUGUGGUUGGAUGCUGGUUUAGAAGGAAGUAGGGCUGCUAUAGUUUAUGCCAUCAUUUUUGAGCCGCUGGUAUUAACAAAUGGUCUAGAUAACUUAUUCGUGGCCUCGACUUUCAAGGAGAUACUGCAUAAUCUAUUCCUUCCGGUCGCAAACAAGGCGACGGUGCGACUCGGGUGCGAGGUGACUCGGAUCGCAAAUGGCCCGCAUGGGGUUUCCAUCGAAGCUGGAGAUGGCUUCCGAUAUGUCUUCGAUGAUGUCGUCGUGACGGCGCCGUUGGGCUGGCUGAAGCGUAACGAGACAGUGUUCUCGCCACCUCUGACACCAGCCCUAUCGACCGCGAUCUCCAGCAUCGGAUACGGAAAUCUUGAAAAAGUUUUCAUCCGGUUUCCUCGGGCAUUUUGGGAGACUCGGGUAUCCGGGCAAGACGCUUUUCGCGGAGUUGAAUCCCGCCGGACCGAAGGCCCAUCCUUCCCAAUUGAAUCGCUUUUUCUCCGUCCUCAUUAUGCCGCCAAGAUAAAUCCCAAAAAGUGGCGAACUGAAAUCGUAUCUUUUUCAGGCCUACCUGAAAGAUUAUCCCAGCCUAUCAUCAUGUUCUUCGUUUAUGGGGCGUGGGCCAAUCACAUCACUAAACUUGUCCGCAAACUGAAGCAGAAUUCAGAUGAAUAUUUCAAACACCUUGACGAGCACUUCCAGCCCUAUUAUUCUCGAUUACCCAAUUACAACUCCGCCUCUGCUGACUGUAAGCCGUUGGAAUAUUUGUCGACCGAUUGGCAAAAUGACGAUCACGCAGGUAACGGAUCAUUUGCCAAUCUACCAGUGGGCUCUGGAAAUUGUGCACAGCAUUUCCAGGUGCUUCGAGAGGGCAUGGGAAAAGAUCGGGGCAUCUGGUUUGCCGGGGAGCACACGUCACCUCUAGGCGGACUUGGAACUGUCACAGGUGCAUACUGGAGUGGAGAGGAGGUUGCCAAAAGUGUGGCGCGCCGACAUGGGAUCAAAAUAGCUAUUUAG
Penicillium macrosclerotiorum is the source of this 1584-nucleotide messenger RNA. RefSeq names its product flavin monoamine oxidase family protein. The transcript has a single exon. Lineage: Eukaryota; Fungi; Ascomycota; Eurotiomycetes; Eurotiales; Aspergillaceae. Gene Ontology annotation, molecular function: oxidoreductase activity. The record is from RefSeq and is a predicted model, not a curated record. The coding region runs from base 1 to 1584 and encodes 527 amino acids.